Messenger RNA from Puccinia triticina, 1128 nucleotides. RefSeq lists its product as uncharacterized. The record is from RefSeq and is a predicted model, not a curated record. The transcript is spliced from 15 exons. The coding region runs from base 1 to 1128 and encodes 375 amino acids. NCBI's taxonomy places the organism in Eukaryota, Fungi, Basidiomycota, Pucciniomycetes, Pucciniales, Pucciniaceae.
AUGAUAAGAACAUGGCCACACUUCAACACGAUGGUUCCAGCAUUUACAUUGGCAGUUCUCUUAUCGAUUCUGUGCAAAGGAAUCCAGUCACUUCAAGAUGCGCCUUUUAAAAGUUCCGAAAGAGUUUAUAGAGAUGCCAUGGUGUGUCCAAGAGGAAUCUCAAAUAAGGCCGGAGGAAUCGUGUUUUUAGUACAUGGGGCUUCAACUACGGGUACAAACACCUGGAGUGGGUCGCCUUUCAACGAGCCACUGGCGAAUUCGGGGCCCGGGUAUGACAUUUGCUGGGUUAACUUACCCUGGAAAGGGUUAGGUGAUAUUCAACAAACAGCCGAAUACGUUGCAUUUGGUAUCAAGUAUUUUUCGUCGUUGUCACACGCAUCAGGGAACAAAAUCAACGUGAUUGGACAUAGCCAAGGGGCUGGCUCGAGUCUCCAGUGGGCUUUGACCUUUUGGCCAUCAAUACAACCUUUAGUUUUGAACUUCUUCGCAAUUGGUGGGACUUUUCGAGGAACAAUUGAAGCUAUUCCAAUGUGCAUAUUGGAAAACCUAUGGGGAGGCUGUAUGCCUAGUCCCUUGCAACUCAAACCCAACUCCAAGUACACCAAGGCGCAGAAUUCAGAGUUGGACAAGCACAGUGGCGCAUACGCUCAAGUAAAAACAAUAUCUAUUUUCUCAAUAUAUGACCAGGUACUUCAAUGGGAAGGCAGUGAGGGUAAAACAUCCUACCUUAAGGGUGCAACCAUGUUAAGCGUCCAAUCUGGAAAACUUUGCGGAAAGGGCCACGUUGUCGGCCAUCUAGGUAUUGCGGAGGACCUGGCGGUAUUGAAGAUAAUAGAAGCAAUUAUUCCUUCCAGCAAUCCGAUCAGCAAUGAAUUGGACAGCUUCGACAAGUCAAGCUGUCGACACCUUGCCGGACUAUGGCUCCACUUGAUUUCGAGAUGGCAAUACGUCUUAAAAGUGGGGAUCAAUUUUGUGAUUGGUCCGGCCAGAAUGCACAAACUGUUUCAUCAGUAUGCACACUUGCGAGUCGUGAAGGAGCCGGGAUUACAAAGCUACGUUUGUGAAAGAGGUUAUGCCACCGAUUGCCUUCCUCCAAACGCCACGUUUCCAGAUUUGAGGAAAUUAUAG